AUGGCGCGAACUUCAAGCAGCCGGGUGUCCAAGACAGCCUCUGGUGCUGCUGCUGAGUACGAUGACUACGAGAUGACCUCCACGGCCGAGGCUGCAGCAAGUGGGCGUGAGACAGACAAGAGCGUAGGCCUGACGGCCGCCGGCUUCCAAGAAAGCUCCGGCCCCGUCGGGGACCUACAGCAGAGUCUCUCGCAAUGGGGUGAGUCAAGAGCAUUCAAGGGCGACGUGGGUGAUGAUGAUGAGCAAGCAUCCGAACAUGAACUUCUCUUAGAUCCUGCCCUCCCCGAGGAGUACGACGCGCGACCAGGAGCCCAGCGGGAUAGUGUGGCCGACGACGAGCUCGCCAUGGACAAGGAGGACGAGGAGGACUCUCCUUAUGCCGAAGUCCGCUCCGCCGUUCGAAAUUACGAUGAGGACGCGCCUUGCAACACCAUACGAGCCUGGACAAUCGGCUUGCUCCUUGUCGUCCUCGGUGCCUCUAUGAACACGUUCUUCUCGCUACGCUUCGCCGUCCAUUGGCAUCAGCCCCCUCGUCGCUCAGAUCAUAUCAUGGCCCAUGUGCCAUGGCUGGACCAAAUCGCCUAUGCUACGGACAUUAUCCUGGCCCAGCUCGUCUUUUACAAGCAGGAUUUUGGUCUCACCUUUCAGAUGCUGCUAACCAUCUCGACGCAAUCCCUGGGAUACGGCAUUGCGGGUAUUCUGAGGAAGUUUCUCGGUAUGAUUUUCUCGCCGCCCCUUACCCCUUGUGCAAGCAUCCCGGCUGACCUCGCAGUUUAUCCCGCGUCCAUGAUCUGGCCCGGCGUUUUGGUGUCUGUGACCCUGAUGAAUGCCAUGUACGAUCGCAGCGACAGACCCGACCCCUCUAUUCUCGGCGGCAGAAUGCCGCGCUACAAGUGGUUCGCGCUGGUCACUCUGGGAGCGUUCUGCUACUACUGGAUUCCCGGAUACUUUGUCAAGUGCCUGAGCGUGUUUGCGUUUGCGACUUGGAUGGCCCCCAGAAACCCUGUUGUGAAUCAGCUGUUCGGUGGCUCGACAGGUCUCUCACUGUUGCCUCUAACAUUUGAUUGGACGCAGAUUUCGGGUUUCGUUGGUUCUCCUUUGAUUCCUCCCUGGGAAGCCAUUGCCAACACGAUGGUCGGCGUCAUCUUCUUCUUCAUCACCUUGUGCUCCAUCUUCCACUACACCGGCGUCUGGUACGCGCAAUACCUGCCCAUGAGCGACUCGGGCACCUACGACAACACCGGGCAACGGUACAACACGAGCCGCAUCCUCAGGCCCGACAUGACGCUGGACGAGGAGGCCUACAAGAACUAUUCGCCUCUGUUCAUCAGCACAACGUUUGCCAUGUCGUACGGCCUGUCGUUCGCCGCCAUCUCAUCUCUUAUUGUGUACACAUACCUGCAUAACGGAAAGCAGAUCUGGCAGCAGUACCAAAACAGUGCCAAGGAGAAGCCUGAUGUUCACAUGAGACUCAUGAGGAAGUAUAAGGAGGCUCCAAGCUGGUGGUAUUGGUCUCUCUUCGCCGUCAUGCUUGGUCUAGGGUUUGUGGCCGUUCUAGGAUACCCUACCAUGAUGACCUGGUGGGCAUUCCUGCUGUCCGUGGCCAUUUCCUUCUUCUUCUCAGUGCCGAUCGGCAUUAUCCAGGCAGUCACGAAUCACCAGAUCGGCCUCAACGUCAUGACCGAGUUUGUGUACGGAUAUAUCCAGCCCGGCCGACCGCUGGCGUUGAUGAUUUUCAAGACGUUUGGCUACAUCACCAUGUCUCGCGCGCUCAGCUUCGUAGCUGAUCUCAAGUUUGGCCACUACAUGAAGAUCCCACCGCGCACCAUGUUCUGGGCCCAGGUUGUGUCGACAACAGUCUCGUGCGUCAUCCAGAUCUUCGUCCUCAACGGCGCGCUUCAGCGCGUGGAGGGCGUCUGCACUCCGGAGCAGGUGGACCGCUUCACAUGCCCCGGUGCGCGAGUAUUCUUCGCGGCGUCGGUCAUCUGGGGUCUCCUGGGCCCGGCGCGCAUGUUCUCCCCCGGCCAGAUCUACUCGGGCCUCUUCAUCUUCUUCGGCGUCGGCGCUGUGGUGCCCAUUGUCAUCUACUUUGCUGCGAAGCGCUGGCCCAAGUCGCCCUUCAGCUUCCUCAUGGCGCCACUCAUCUUUGGCGGUGCCGGAAGCAUCCCGCCGGCGACGCCGCUGAACUAUCUCAGCUGGGGCAUCGUGGGGAUGACUUUCAACUACUGGAUUCGCAAGCGCCACUUUGGAUGGUGGUCGCGGCUGAACUUCCUGACAUCGUCGGGUCUAGACCUCGGUCUGGCGCUCGCGACGCUCGUUAUCUUCUUCGCGCUAUCGAUGCAUAAGAUUGAGCCGCCCAAGUGGUGGGGCAACACUGUGUACAAGGAGACGAUGGACUUUAAAAAUGAAGCCAUUCAGGCCUUCGUAGACCCCACGGUUGAAUUGGAUGUCCUUGGCAAGAGCAAGGCAGUUGAAAGCGUGUCAAACAUGAACAUGCAGGGUGAUACUGUAUGA
This is a messenger RNA of Verticillium alfalfae VaMs.102, 2514 nucleotides long. RefSeq names its product sexual differentiation process protein isp4. The coding region runs from base 1 to 2514 and encodes 837 amino acids. Gene Ontology annotation, molecular function: oligopeptide transmembrane transporter activity. Gene Ontology annotation, biological process: transmembrane transport. The record is from RefSeq and is a predicted model, not a curated record. The transcript has 6 exons. NCBI's taxonomy places the organism in Eukaryota, Fungi, Ascomycota, Sordariomycetes, Glomerellales, Plectosphaerellaceae.